Messenger RNA from Sciurus carolinensis (gray squirrel), 1042 nucleotides. RefSeq names its product histone H4. The transcript has a single exon. NCBI's taxonomy places the organism in Eukaryota, Metazoa, Chordata, Mammalia, Rodentia, Sciuridae. Gene Ontology annotation, cellular component: nucleosome. The record is from RefSeq and is a predicted model, not a curated record. Gene Ontology annotation, biological process: nucleosome assembly. The coding region runs from base 12 to 323 and encodes 103 amino acids. Gene Ontology annotation, molecular function: protein heterodimerization activity; DNA binding; structural constituent of chromatin.
UUUGGGUAAUCAUGUCUGGCCGCGGUAAGGGCGGGAAGGGCCUGGGCAAGGGCGGCGCUAAGCGCCACCGAAAGGUGCUGCGCGACAACAUCCAGGGCAUCACCAAGCCCGCCAUCCGCCGCCUGGCCCGCCGCGGCGGCGUCAAGCGCAUCUCCGGCCUCAUCUACGAGGAGACGCGCGGGGUGCUCAAGGUCUUCCUGGAGAACGUCAUCCGCGACGCCGUCACCUACACGGAGCACGCCAAGCGCAAGACGGUCACGGCCAUGGACGUGGUCUACGCGCUCAAGCGCCAGGGCCGCACGCUCUACGGCUUCGGAGGCUGAGCGUCCAGGUUUUCACCUUCGCUUACGAAUCUCAAUCAAAGGCCCUUUUCAGGGCCGCCCAACUAUUCAAAGAAAGAGCUGUGGUAAUGCAAUCUAUUGUAGCAUAGGCCUGAAGACAAAGGAAGCCGACAACGAAAGGCAAAGCUAAGUAUUUCGCCCGCUUAGCUUGUCCUCCCUACUUGAAUACGAAUAGGACAAAAAAAAAAAAAAAAAAGGAUUGUGUAAGGUACUUGAAUCAGUUCCCAGCGAACAAAGAGAAACAUAAGCCUAUCACGAAGCAUAUCCGUGGGUGUCAGCCAAUCAGAACUGAUGACCUAAUGUGGUUCCCGGCGGACUGGGAAGGGGGAUGGGUAAACCGCAAAAUGCAAAGCCGUUUCAGAGAAAAUCUUUUGUGGAUUAUGGAAUAAAAGACAUCUAGAUAUCCCUCAAUCAUGCUGAAUUAUGUUGAAACUGUCGCCACCAAUACAGUGAUGUUGAAGAGAAAAAAAAAAGCAAAUUUAGGCUGCCAGCAUACACAGGAUGCUGUGUUCAGGAGAGAUCAAAAUCAGGGUUUAAGGAGGAAGAACUCUUGUCAACGCAUCCCUCUGCAGUUACCUAUACUUUAUCUUCAUUACAGAAGAAUGAAAGUUAGGGUGGAUGAAAGUGUCCUCUAAAAUUUGUUAUGGUGGUUGAGCUGAAUACACUCAGAUUCAUGAAUUGUACACAAGGUGGGCGAAUUU